CACCGCCCACUUUCUAUCGACCGAUGGGGCCUGUAGCCAAUAGGAAUAGGUGAUCCCAAGAGGCUAGGAAUGAGGAGGAGGGGCUGGCGAAACUUGGAGGUGUGACUAGCACAACCGAGGCGUGGUCACAGAGUAAGCUCCUCCCCGGGUUGCCGAACCCCAAAGUAGAACUGAUGGGCGGGAUUAAGAUAGAACCAACAGCCAAACACAUACUUCUGAGAGAAGGCACGACCAAUUGGACCGGGGUAGUGAGGAGGGGCGUUGCGGAGAAUUUUAGCCAAUACAGAGUAGAGAACGGCGGGGACUGUAGAACGUCUUCCAAUGAGAAGCGCGAAGGGCGUGCCUUGCCGCUUUCACUGGGGCGGGAGUAGGUUUCGCCCAAACCUCCCGGAGCUGACCAAUGAGAUCGGAGGAGGGGCCAAGCUCGGCCAACCAGCAAGCCGAAUUUAUCUAGGCACCGUUACUGGGGCGGGGCGUAGAUCUCCUGGCCACUAAAAUCUCGUCAGGGGCAGGCUCCCGAGCCUUCCAAUGCGGGACGUGGGCGAACUCUAGUUCUCCCAAUGGGUGCGCAGCGCUGGCAAUUCAAACUGACAGCCGGUUGGAAAGGCAGAGAGUGGAAGAGGGAGCGAAAAACGACGUGUUCAGUGGCAGAGACACCAACGCCGACGGAGCCCCCAAAGCGACCUCUGUCCCGCCCCACCAGCACCACCGCGACCUCUGGAGCGGCAGCUCGGGAAAGACUUGAGGGAACGGCGCGGGGCACGAGGGAAAGCUGAGGGGAGGGAGUCGCGAGAGGAACGACGCGAGAGCCCGCACGCUGAGGGCUGGGGACUGCCAGGAGAGAAGUGAAGCGGGCGGCCCGCGAAAGAGCAGAGCGGAGAAGGGUCGCGGGAGGAUUAAGGAACACCCGGGAUUGCCCGGUGGGAAAAGCUGAGGGGAUUUCUGAAUCCUGGGGAGAGGAGAAAGAUUUCCAAAGAGGACGCGUGGGUACGGACGCUUAGUCCGCGAUCCGAGAGAGGAAUUGGAGCGCUCCGAGGGAGGGGCUUAAGGGGGAAGCUUUAGAUAAAAGAGCCUGUACGGGAGAAGCUAAGGGAAUUGCAAAAGGAGCAGGAGCUAAAGAGUAGAGGAUCCUUCAGACUGGAGAAAGGGAAAACUAGAGAAGUUCCCGAGGCACCUUGCAGCCUGCCUCCUCCCCACUUCAAACUCCUCUCCCUUCCCCGAAAGUUAAAGAGAAAGCCAAGGUUGCUGCUUCUCCCGGGUUUCUACUCAAUAAAUACUACUUUUACCUUCCCACGGGAAAACAGAAAAGAACUCAUUUCCUUCUCAAUUUCCGGGCUUAGAAAAGAUCGAGGCCUCGCAAUUUGAUUUUUCGCCUGGGAGAAUCAAACUAGGGAGGGUAUUGCUCUAUUUUCAAAAUCCCACACCUCAUCCUUCCCCGGACGCCAUGUCUACGAGCAGCUGUAGUUUCAAUGACCGGCGCGUGUCCACCCUGUGUUGCAAAUUCUGUAAACAAGUGCUCAGCUCUAGGGGAAUGAAGGCUGUUUUGCUGGCUGACACUGAAAUAGACCUUUUCUCUACAGACAUCCCUCCUACCAAUGCAGUGGACUUCAUUGGAAGAUGCUAUUUCACUGAAAUUUGCAAAUGUAAACUGAAGGACAUCGCAUGUUUAAAAUGUGGGAACAUUGUAGGUUAUCAUGUGAUUGUUCCAUGUUGUUCCUGCCUUCUUUCCUGCAACAAUGGACACUUUUGGAUGUUUCACAGCCAGGCAGUUUAUGGUAUUAACAGACUAGACUCUACUGGUGUAAACUUCCUACUUUGGGGCAACUUGCCAGAGGUAGAAGAGAGUACAGAUGAAGACAUGUCAGAUAUCUCAGCAGAGGAGUGUAUUAGAUGAAUAGAAUUAUAAUAUAUAUGAUAUUUAAACUUUUUCCUAUGUAAAAAAUAUAUUAAUGGACCAAUUCAAAAUUUGUUAGUAAGGAUUUGCCAGUGAUUUAUCUUUUUGGAAAACAAAAAUAGGACAUUUGUUGAUUUAUUUAUUUUCUGUCUCAAAUUAAUUACCUGAGUUUAUUGAACCAAUGUAGUCCUUUUCUUCUACUUCUGCUUCUACUUCUACCCUUCCUCUCUCCAUCCCUCUUCCCAGUAUAGGCGUACUCUUAAAUUCCGAUAGUAGAAGAAUCUUUCAUGUGUCACUCAACUCUCUCCCAAUCUGGGGACGGUUUUCUUACAACUAGAUGCCAGAUGCUGUUAAUUUUACAUUUGAAUAAGGGGCAUUAGUAUCCACACAUAUAUCACCAUGCUUAUAUCCAUGCAUAAAUCUAUGCACGUAACCAUGCAUAUAAGCAUGUAUAUAUGUGUGAAGCACAGCUGGGAAUUAAAGCUUAACAGGGACUUUGUAAAAAUAGGCUAUUAGGUUUCCAUGGGUACUGGUUAUCAUAUGUUAUAUUGGUGAUAACUAUGUUAAUAUGGAACAAGACUUUGUGAAUGUAUGGAGAAAUCCUCUUGAUUCCUCAGCAUGAUGUUAGAUAAAUGAAUUUGCCAGGAAAUUAUCAAUAUAUACUGUUUACUAAUAUUUAUUUACAUUCUUCUAAAGUCAUAUGGAUAUUGUAUUAUGAAAGCCAGAUAACCUCCAUCUUUAAGUUUUCCCAUUCUCCAGGGCCUUUUCUGUGAAUAGCAAAUUUUAGAUGAGUAGUCUCAGUCCUAACCCUUAAAUAGAAAAAAUUUAAAGAAGUGGUUUGCUUAAGCCAUUGUACAUUAUAAAGAAGGUUUUUUUAAAUUUUGUUUUGUUUUGUUUAUCUGCAUUCAGAGCCACACAGGAAUAAGAAACUGGGAUAGUGUUGGAUUCUUGUUUUAUGAAAAGCUAAAAAUCAAUGUAUCACCUUAACUAAUAUUUUAGCCAAAGGCAUUUUGUCAAUAGUAAUACCAAAACAGACCAAGUUACAGUUUUGUAAAUAAAGUUUUGUUCUAAAGAUGA
This is a messenger RNA of Orcinus orca (killer whale), 2971 nucleotides long. It is a transcript of the gene RUMY1, whose product is annotated as family with sequence similarity 72 member A. The transcript is spliced from 4 exons. Bases 1445 to 1894 code for a protein of 149 amino acids. Gene Ontology annotation, cellular component: cytosol. The record is from RefSeq and is a predicted model, not a curated record. Lineage: Eukaryota; Metazoa; Chordata; Mammalia; Artiodactyla; Delphinidae.